Molecule: messenger RNA, 1674 nt
Organism: Bathycoccus prasinos
Lineage: Eukaryota; Viridiplantae; Chlorophyta; Mamiellophyceae; Mamiellales; Bathycoccaceae
Exons: 1
Coding region: 1-1674 (557 amino acids)
Biological process (GO): RNA polymerase I preinitiation complex assembly; transcription elongation by RNA polymerase I; nucleolar large rRNA transcription by RNA polymerase I
Cellular component (GO): RNA polymerase I complex
Molecular function (GO): DNA binding
Source: RefSeq, a predicted model, not a curated record
AUGAAAUCCUUGAAAAUAGAAGUCGCCGCCCCGCCGUCGGAGGAGAACGAAAAUUUGGAGGAGAACGAUGAUUUGGGAGGUCCUUUAGUCGUUUCUUUACGCAACGCGCCGACGACUUUAACCGACGGCACGUACGCCUUCAACCUUUUCAGAGGUAAUCCGGAUACGAGCGAUAAGGAAUUAGAGGAGGAGUUCGGGAAGGAUGCGUACGAACGGGCGUAUACCUUUUCCAAUGGCAAACUUGGAAACGGCGACACGCCGCAUUCGGAACGGCAUUUAGUGGUGGUCGGGAGAGGCGACGGGUGCGACGUCGUGGGGAAGAAUUUCGCGCACGAGAAGUGUGGGUUUAGCAUGGGCGUGCUGCCGAAAGAUGAGACUUCGGGCGUGAUGGCACACGAAGGUGGAGGAUCGAUGCACGUUUUGGGUCGGUUAGUGCCAGUCGGGAAGAAAGAUUCGGGCGAGUACGUGUUGAAGUUGCAGAGGUUAUGUGGCGAUUCCGUGGUGCACUUGACGACGAGACCGCAGAACUUCAACUAUCAGUUCAACAGAGACGACGAAGAAAAGUUGGAUUACGACAAUAUUGACGUGAGAAGGGCCAUUGCUGCCGAUGCGACGAGGUUGUUUUCCUCGCAAAAGAGGCAAAGACAACAGGCGAAGCUCAUGUCGGCGAGAAAGUUGGACUCGGAUGCAAUCGCAUCGCCGAAGCUGUUGGAAUCACAAAUUGGGAAAGCGUCAAGGUUUGCAAUGACGAGAAAAGAUUUGAUGCAGAAAGCGGGAGAGCAGAGAAAUUUACCCCCGCACGAUUUGGAGGCGACAAAGCCACACGAGGCGUUCCCUUGGAAAUUAACGCCGGGUUAUGUUUUGUUCUCGCAUAAUUUACCAUACAACGAUUUCAUGAAAGCUGGAAAGAGGAAGACGUUAGAGGCUAUGAUAGAGGUUUUUGGUGGGUCGGAGAAACCGAAAGCGAUUAUGGAUUUGUUACCGAUGAUUUACGUGACCGAUCCGAAUUGGGCGAUUUCUGACGGCGACCAUACUUUUGACGCCGUGGAGAAAGGUAAGGCCUUGGCGUUUAUGGACGCACUUUUACAAUUUGCGAGCUUGAAGAGUGGGCGAGUAAAAGAAACGAGACCGAAAAGAAUAGAGAAGAAGAAACGAAAGCGAAAAGAGGAAGGAGAGGAAGGAGAAGAAGGCGUGAAGAAGGUAGAAGACGGGGAAAAAGAAGAAGAGGAAGAAGAAGAAGAAGAAAUAGAAACGAUAGAAGAAGAAGUGAAGCACAAGUGGUUGUUCACAAAACCUGAGCGUGUAAAUCCGCUCAUACAGCAGUGUAUCAUCGAUACUUUUACUGAAGUAGAAGUUGGAGACGAGACGCAAUACGGCGAGUCGCGACUACGAACGAAGAGACUCAAGGAUUUACUCAUCCUUCACAUUAUUCUUCUCGCGUUGCGCAUAUCAAACUGGCAAUUGGAUACUGAAUCCCUACGCGCCGCUUUGAAAUUGAAAACGACCGAGUUUACGCCGAUGUAUAAGCAAUUAGGCGCGAGUAAAGUUACGUCGAUUAAGCAUAAAAAAGACGAAUCGCCGACGGUUGCACUCGUCAUGGCUGAGCGUCAGCUCGGGACCAUUUUACCGGAAAUCAAGAACCGCGUACAAGCGAAGAAGAAGAAAGAAUAUUAA